UUAGGAGUUUGCUUAAAUUACAUGAAUGAAUGGUGUUUAUCUUCUUUAAAUGAUUCAUUCUUGUCUGUAAAACGUGAUUAAAAGUAAAAUCAGAUGAAUUAUUAACAUACAGAUCAAUGCAAUGAGAAGUGUAUUAAUCAAAACAACGACCGUCUAUACUACGUCCUUGACCGGCAGCUGAUUGGACGAACGCGUCACGUGGGUCCAGGUACUCUCCUGAAUUUCAAAAGCAUAAUGGCGGCUCGUUCGGAGUAUACAAUAUCGUAUUUUACGAAAAUGGUUCAUCGAAACGUGUUUUUAAAGACAUUUUAAGCGAGAAAUAGGCCACGCAGUUGCUAAAUCUGUCAUCAUUUCAGAUCCACAAAGGUCAGUUUGAAAGAUUUUCGUCAGAUUUUGAGAGGCGGGAAACGCGACGGCCGCUACUCAUUUGAAUAUGGGUAGUUUGAUUAAUCUAAUUCAACUAACAUGAGAAUGAGCGGGUGAAUCGAUGCUCGCGACGCUACCAGAAUGCAUUGCACGGCUCCCUUGAAGCGUGGACGUGACGCUGACUUUGAUUCAGGAGUCGGAUACAGCAGACACGGAUGACUAACUCCUGCAUGUUUCCCAUCCUCCAUCAUCCACGUGUAAGUCAAUUUCGAACAAGUUCUGUCCCCAUGCUUUGAGGGGUGUACCUCAUGAAAUACGUGUGACGUGUAUGUGGCAGUGCAAACAUUGUCCCACCAGAGAGAGUACAAGGUACAAAUUACUUAAACAUUAUAAACUACAUCAUCAUUAUGCGAGAGGCCAACAAUAUCAAUGCAUAUAUGUAAAUUGUCCAUGCACAUUCAGGACGUGGACUGGACUCCACACCCAUGUCUAUAAAGCGCAUUCAUCGCAACCUACACAGACUGCUUUGAAUUCAGUUACAUUUAAAUGUGAGGUAUGUGAAUGUAGUGACCUCUCUACUGAAAGAGAUUUUUUUGUUCAUAUUGGGACACAUCUGCAUAGUUGUGAGACAGUUGGUUGUGUAUUUCUUGGAUGCUCUUUCCAGACAAAUAUUUACAGUACAUUUUACACACACAAAAAGAGGAAGCAUCAUCCACACACACUAAAAGAUUUUAAAACCAGUGUAGUUCAGUUUGUGAACCGCGCCCAAGUAUCAGAGGCCUCUGAUAUUGCGGGGGCUAGCUGUACUACUGAUGUGUCAUUUGAUGAAGUUGAGGCUGAGACAGUGACAGAAUGUGAUAGCGAGGCUGUUGAAAAUCUGCCAGAAGUAAUUGAGCGGAAAAUAGCAGCAAUAUUGUUAAAAUUGGAACACAUAUUUCAUAUUCCAGCAAAAGGAUUAGAUGAGUUAUUGGAGGAGUUACAUUUUUUAAGUUUAGCUAGUGAACCUGUCGCAAAGUGUGCAAUUGCUGACAUUUUUAAAAAGCAUAACCUCAAUAUCGGUCAGGCAGUUGUCGAAGAACUUGCUAAUUCUGUGUGUGUUUCUCACCCUGUCACUAAGAGUUUUGAAAAGUGCGGCCCUCUUGCCACAUCUUAUAAAAGAAAGCAAUAUUACAAGGUACAUUUUAGAGUUGUAGAGCCUGUUGAGUACUUUUUAUCAGUAGAACAAAAAAGGUCGUUUCAGUAUGUUCCAUUAUUACAGUUAUUGCAGGAAAUACUGAGUCACAAUAAACUACUGGAUAAAGUGAUUGAAGAACACAUAGCUCAAGAAAGCAGAGAAGCUUUGCAUGGUGAUCAACAAGUUUACAGGUCUUUUCGAGAUGGUGAAAAUUAUAAAAGAAAUGGCUUUCUAGCGGUUGAGAAGUUGAGAAUUUCGAUUAAACUUUAUAUUGAUGAGUUUGAGGUUUGUAAUCCUCUUGGGACUUCGCGCAAGAAGCAUAAGCUUUGUGGGGUGUACUGGGUUUUAGACAAUUUCCCGCCUGGCUCUCAUUCUGCUCUCUCAUCAAUUUAUUUGGCUGUUCUUUGUAAAAGUGAUGAUUUGAGGAAAUUUGGUUUCCAAGAAGUGUUGAAUCCACUUUUGAAAGAUCUGGUAAUUUUGGAGGAACAUGGUGUGUUCAUCAGUCAGUUGAAUGAGUGUAUCAAAGGCACUGUGAGUUGUGUUGUAGCUGAUAACCUGGGAGCCCAUGGCCUGGCAGGUUUUGUAGAAAGUUUUUCAGGUGAAUACUUCUGUAGAUUCUGUACAGCUAAGAAAACGGAAAUUCAGUUGAUGACAGCUAGUCGUUUUGAGCUUAGAACGCGGGAGCUCCAUGAUGCACAUUUGAAGUGUGCAUUGGAAAAAGAAAGUGCAUGCUGUGGUGUUAAACGUGACUGUGUAUUGAGUAAGAAUCUCUCCCAUUUUCAUGUUACUGCAGGCUACCCUCCUGAUCUUGCCCAUGAUCUAUUUGAGGGCAUAAUACCUGUAGAGCUAGCAUAUUGUUUUUCUCUUUUGAUUUCAAAAAAGUAUUUCAGUUUAGAAAAACUUAACAAUUUGAUCCAGACUUUUGAGUAUAAAUGGGCAGAUAAAACAAAUAAGCCUCACACAAUACCACAGACUUUCUCAGUAAAAAAAAGCAUUGGUGGAAACGCACACGAGAAUUGGGCUCUGCUUCGAUUGUUGCCUCUAAUCAUUGGUCCACUUUUGCCGGAGGAUGAACCUGCAUGGCAUGUUGUUUUGGAUCUCAAAGACAUAGUGGAGCUUGUUGUAGCCCCUGUCCACACUGCUGAGUCAAUAUCUUACCUUGAGUGCAAAAUUGAUGAACAUCGCCAGAGAUACCAAGAGCUUUUUCCCAACAACAGUCUUCUCCCUAAACAUCACUUUUUGGAGCACUAUGCUGUUCUGAUUCAACGUUUUGGUCCUCUUGUCCAUACAUGGACAUUAAGAUUUGAGGCAAAACAUAGUGUCUUAAAACAAAUUGCUCGCCAUACCAACUGUUUUAAAAACAUACCUCUCACGCUUGCCAGAAAACAUCAGCUUGUGAUUGCCUCCGACUUGCACUCUGUUGAUCAUAGGACACCUGUGGCGGUAACACACGUCUCAUCAAUACCAGUAGAUGUUUUGCAAAGUGACGUUGCAGCUGCUAUUAAGCAACGAUUACCACAUGAGAACAAUGUCCAGAUUACAAACUGUGUUUCAUACAAUGGUAUGAAUUACAACAAGGGAAUGAUUCUUGUCCAUGGGCAAUUAUUUGGUCUACCAGAGUUAGCUGAAAUUCUGCAGAUAUGUAUUUUGCAAGGCCAGAUACAUUUUAUUGUGAAAAAGUUCUCCAGUUGGUAUAGAGAGCAUUUUAGAGCAUUUGAACUGGACACAUUACAUGUGAAAGAGGUGGCUCUGAUUGGGCAUGGGGAACUACUUGAUGACUACCCGUUAGCUGCCUAUUCAGUGGGAGGUCUGCGUCUGGUUUCUCUGAAGAGACACAUCAACUUACAUAGAAAAUUGGACUAACAAGGAAGUUUGUUUCCACCAUGAGCCAUCCUAUGAGACUGAGGAUCAUUCUGGGUGAAAACGAUUCCAGAAAGCUAAUCCUGCCAGCAGGGAAACCAGGCUCCGUGGAAGAAUUGUGCCAGACUAUAAAGACUAGUUUUGGUAUAGAGCAAGACUUCCGUCUUCAAUAUGAAGAUGAUGAUUUUGGAAAGGAGUUCAUAAAUCUGUCUGUGAUCUCUGAAAUUGAUGACAUAGCGACUUUAAAGGUGAUCUACUUGCAAAGUUCUUCAGAAGAUGACUUGAUACGUCAACCUCAAGCAGUCCAGAGCCUUACUGAUUCCUCAUCAGUCUCCUCGGUUGACACGGAUAAUACAGAGCCUGCUUCAUCAUCAGGGUCAUCGCCAUCUACACGGCUGUGCAAGUGGCCAAGUGUCUUUACAGUCCCUCCAUUUAACUAUGAGUCUGAACUGCAACUGGAAACAGCCAAUGCUGAAUGCAAUGCUAGUGGAACUUAUUUGAGCCCACCACCAAAGCUGAAAUCUCACAUUUUGGAACGACUGUCUGAAGACAUUAUUAAAUUCAAAGCCUAUCCAACUGACAAGGAUCUUAAUGACGUUGCAGAAGCACUUGUAAAAAAGCAUCCCUGUCUGAGAGAGCAAGGAUCCUUCAAUGGCUGUUAUGGCUGGAAGAUAAGCCUUAAAUACAAAAUGGCCAACCUCCGGUCGAAACUGAGAGGCCUAGGAUGCCCUGAAGUGACGAUAAAUUCACUAAAGAACAAGAACCAAGACAAGCGCUUGGCAGCAUCGAAUGUCAAAAAACCCAGAAGGGCAGAAGUCAAUUACUGUCCACAGCAUCCAAAAGGAGAAACCACUGAGAGUCUGGAGAUGGACAGGGUCACACUGCUUUCAGAAAUCAAGAAGAGGAACAAUGAGCAUAUCGUGAAGUUGAAAAUGGAGAAGACUUUCUCAUACAGGAGGCAAGAAAUCCUUAAAGGAGAGCCUUUGAUUGCAGACUUCAAAAGCAGAUGGCCAGCUCUGUUCACUGCGAAAGAGAUCGAUAGGGAGUUCCAUCGCAUAUCAACUUUACCUCUACUUUCUACGUUCUGUGCUGCUCUUGACCAGUACUCUCCACGUCUGAUGGAGAUAUUUGAAUGCAAAGGUGGAGCAGCUGGAAGAAAAAUAAGAAAUGUCAUGGCGGAGACUUCCAAGGAUGACACAAUUCAAACAAGACGAGCAUGUGUCCUCAAGUCCUUGUGCAUCUACUUGAACGAAGACAACGAGAAACUUGUGAAGGAUUAUAAGAACACAGACGUCGAGGCCAGUGCUUCCAUGGAGCAAACUGUGAUGGGGGUGUAUGUCAUACGGAAGGAGGGUGCGGAGCCUGAAGAUAAGCCAGAGGACAUUGGUGUCCUGAUCGAAGGUGUGGAGGUCCUCCGUGAGUUAGGAAAUAUUGGGGACGCCUGUGCAUUGUUAUUUGGACUAAUAUACUGUCUGAACCUGAGUUACCCGGCAGACCUCAAAUGCACCUUUGAGGUGAUGCAGAAGAUUCUCAUGAAUCUGGAUGGGCAGAGGUUGUCGUCCAAGGCACAAUUCCUAAAAAACAAGCUAAUGAAGUAAAGUUGCUAAGUAAAAGUCUACUAUGCAGAUUUUUUUUUUUUUUUGCUUCCUAGUCUUCACAAGUUCUUUUAGUUUACAAGUUAAAAAAUCUUUUAACAGGACUAAAAUAUUUCUACUUCUGGAAAAGUACAAAAAUGUUGUUUACAUAAGAAACUGUUGAGUUUAAAGAUGUUACGAUACCAGUUGUUUCUUGCCAAUUCCGCAAAUACAGAUCUCAUACCGGUGUUUUAAAAAUGUUUACAUUUCAUUGUUUUACAGCUGUACUGCCUGUAUUGAUGUGACCAGUAUUAAAAUUGUUCCCAGUUUAUUAGCAAAAUGGUACAAUUGGCUGCAUGUGUACUGCAGACAAAGUGUUUUAUAAAAAUGCACUGUUGCAUAAAUAAAAAUGUCAAUUGGAUUUGCAUGUUAUUUUACAUUCUUGUCCUACAGUAGGAAUGAAAACAACACUAAUAAAACCAGCAAG
Molecule: messenger RNA, 5461 nt
Organism: Misgurnus anguillicaudatus (oriental weatherfish)
Lineage: Eukaryota; Metazoa; Chordata; Actinopteri; Cypriniformes; Cobitidae
Source: RefSeq, a predicted model, not a curated record